GAGCUGAGGCUGCUCUUCUGCAGUGAUGGCUCCUGACUUCAGGAUCUCAGCAGAAACUCCCCUGUUACUGUCUUCUAGGCCUUUCAAAUUUAAGUCAGCAGGAGGUGCCUAGUUACUCUUCUCAGACUUCACUGGACAUCCCUUCUCAGAACCACUGCACAUCUCAAAGAAGUUUCCUGCCACCAUGAUGACCGGAGGCUUGUCUGACCCUAAACCUGCUACUCCAGAGGUCCAGCAUAUUGCUGACCAGGUGAAGCCACAAUUAGAAAGCAGGGAGAAUGAGAUCUAUAACAUCUUUACAGCCAUAAUAUACCGGACUCAAGUGGUUGCUGGAAUCAACUACUUCAUUAAGGUCCAAAAUUCUGAUAAUGGGUACGUCCACUUAAAAAUAUUUCAAGCCCUUCCUCAGGAGAACCAAGGUCCCAGCCUUACCGAUUAUCAGACUGGCAAAACCAGAGAUGAUCCUUUGGUCUACUUCUGAGGGUGGUGAGGAAUGGUUCCUCACUUCUGCAAGUCACAUGUGGAUUCUGCCUGUUGGCAAAUGCAUGAGAAUAAAAUACACUUGAAAGCUGUUCAUCUAGCAUGUGCCAUGUCUAGAUCCGCUGCCUGGCUAAAGCUUCAGUGGGCUCUGAAGUACUAGUCACACCUGCUUCUGCCACCUACACUACUGUAGCUCCAAGUCAGUGUACACUACACCUCUUUCAGCUCUUCUUUCCAAGUACUGUCAAGACAAGCUCUGAAUACAAAGCUCAGGCUGUUGUGAGAGUACUUUUGAGUGAAACAGGCCACAUACUUCUUGGGUUUGCUUUAAGUGCAUUAAUUACAAUCUAUUGGCUGAUCUUCAGCAGCUGCGUGAGAUAAAUGUACUUCUAGGGGAGGAGGAACUGAGAAGUCAAACUCUCUAAAACAGGAUAUGUGCCCAUCUCUAAAAGCAGUUUGGCUGUUUGGGGUGGAGAUGAGGAAGGGGUGGAACUACGCAAAGGAGUGGAAGAAGCUGCAGCAGAAACAGCUCAAUCCGUGUUCAGGCCCUGGAGUAGGGAGUGACCCUGAUGACUGGGCAUGUAUGGAGUUCACUCUUUUUUGUAGCACCAGCCACCUGCAGUGACUAGUCUUCAGUCAAGACUUCUGCGGGAACAAAGAUAGCGGGCAACCCUGAAGCACCACAACCUUAUUUUCCUGCUGGCAGCUGCUGAGGCAGGUUUUCUGGAGUUACCUGCCAUGCAACUCUGAGCUGGUACUCAGGGGUGAGACAUCAAAUCAAAUGCUUUAAGUCCAUGAAGUGUGAAGACAAUCUGUAGAUUCCUGUGCCUUUGGGAUUACUGCCUAAUAUUUUCCAUGAGCUGAAUCUUGCUGUCAGAUGUCUUUAAAAUGCUGUAAAUCUGGCUUUAUCAGCACUAGCUGUCCUCUCAGAAGAGCACUUGGCAAAUAUAUUUAGCUUUCUGAACCACUAAUUUAUAAGUUUACCAACAACAAAAAACAACUAUGUCUCCAGAACUACUUCAUUUUAGCAAAACAGGAACUGUGUUACAAUGCAGAUGUAGUCUUUGUAUGUUUAACACUGGGGGUGGGGACUCUUUUGGCCAAUAUGAGUAAAAGCACAUAUUUGGAGAAAGUAGUUAAGGGAUCUGGUAAGGCCUCCCUUAAUAAUCAGGAAGCAGAACAUGCUCUGUGUUAGUAAUGCUACCUACACUGUAUGUAAGAAGCACAGUAAUGCACAUGUAAGUUCACCAUGCCCUCUAUUCUCAAAACUGUGGGGAGUUUCUAGGAGCAAGAACAUACAGCAGUGUAAUGUAAAAGUGGGCUGGUACCCCUCAGUUCAGAAUGCAGCAUCUCUCCCCUCCCCAGUUCAUUAUACAAGGCACGUGUCAAAACUUCCAAUGCACAGCCUUCCCCUUCCAGGGGGGAAAGCCUUUCUGCAGAUUCUCCUGUUAGUCAGGGACUUCCAGAUGCUGAGGGCAAAUCCCGCCAAUGAAGACACAGGCAACACUGAGCAGCAUUCAGUCUUUUCUGUGUCCUCUGUCAACAGGCCCACAUUUUCCUUAGCACUCCUCUUAUUGCUGACAUACCUGCUGAAGCCUUCCUUGCUGUGUUCCAUGUCCCUCUCCAGAUUAAAGUAAAGUAUUUUUAAUUAAAACAUAAA
This is a messenger RNA of Lagopus muta (rock ptarmigan), 2140 nucleotides long. RefSeq names its product cystatin-A-like. The record is from RefSeq and is a predicted model, not a curated record. Gene Ontology annotation, cellular component: cytosol. Bases 185 to 481 code for a protein of 98 amino acids. Lineage: Eukaryota; Metazoa; Chordata; Aves; Galliformes; Phasianidae. The transcript is spliced from 4 exons. Gene Ontology annotation, molecular function: cysteine-type endopeptidase inhibitor activity.